AUGGCACACAAACAUGCUUUUGAAGCACUGGAUCGAACUUUGAAGGACGUCAUGUCUACAUACAGUAAUUCAAAGGAGAUCUUUGGCGGUAAGGUAGUUGUUUUUGGUGGUGAUUUUAGACAGAUUUUGCCCGUUGUACCUAGAGGGAGUCGUUCGGAUAUCGUACAUUCUACCAUAAAUGCUUCUUACAUUUGGCGGAAUGUUGAAGUGUUAACUUUAACACAUAACAUGCGACUUCAAUCCGGCCCAGAUGAAGCUGGAAAAAAAGAAAUUGCCGACUUCUCAAAAUGGCUGUUGCAAAUUGGUGAAGGCAAACUUUCCGAGCCAAAUGAUGGAUUUGCCGAUAUUCAACUGCCACAAGAACUUUUGAUCACGGAUUACACAGACCCAAUAGUUGCCAUCGUUAAUUGUACUUAUCCUGAUUUUAUCGAAAACUACCAAUCUAACGACUACCUAAAAAGUAAGGCGAUACUUGCUUCUACAUUGGAAGUUGUCGAUCAAAUCAACAAUCACGUCCUUGAUCUGAUGCCAGGGGAAACCAAGGAUUACUACAGCUCAAAUACCGUCGAUAGGUCAGAAAUUCAUGACACCAAUGUAGUCGAUACACUCACACCGGAGUUUCUCAGUUCCUUAACUACUUCAGGUUUGCCUAACCAUCUCAUUAGGUUGAAGGUAGGAACACAUGUUAUGCUUAUGCGUAACAUAGACCAGUCGGAGGGUUUGUGUAACGGAACUAGGGUAAUGAUAACUAAGAUGGCAAACCAUGUCAUAGAGGCUAAAAUAAUGGCGGCCUAA
This is a messenger RNA of Vicia villosa (hairy vetch), 795 nucleotides long. RefSeq lists its product as uncharacterized. Gene Ontology annotation, biological process: telomere maintenance; DNA repair. Gene Ontology annotation, molecular function: DNA helicase activity. NCBI's taxonomy places the organism in Eukaryota, Viridiplantae, Streptophyta, Magnoliopsida, Fabales, Fabaceae. The transcript is spliced from 3 exons. The record is from RefSeq and is a predicted model, not a curated record. The coding region runs from base 1 to 795 and encodes 264 amino acids.